GUCCGGCUUUUACAUUUAUGACCCCAUGUUGCGUGCACGUGCCAGAUGUCUGGUCCUUCUGAAAUGUUCCUGUUUGCAGAGACGCAGUGAAGCGCGUGCUUUAAAAAUAGAGAAAAUACAGCGCGAGCGCUUUUCCCCUGCUGUUUACUGAGAGUUAAAGCAGCGUAAAGGGGUGAGAGAGAGAGAGAGAGAGAGAGAGAGAGAGAGAGAGAGAGCGCGCGCUGAGAUUUAUCAUUCACCGCAUGUCAAACACUCCACUUCUCCAUAGAAACCCCGCAUGUGCAGGCAGGAACUUUAUUAAAGGCAGAUAGCGGGAUGAUAAGCGGCGCUGGCUCGCUAUCCGUUCCUCUUUUCCUCCUUUUUCUCUUUUUUAUGAUGCUGAUUGCUGGUAGAAAAGAUGACAGAGGUAAAUUGCUCUUUUAAUUAAAGCAAUGCUGCAGAGGAAAUUGUCCUCGGUGAAUAGUGGUGCUCAGAGAUGGAGCUCGAGACAGUUGCCUAGAAACUUCAAUCUGCCUCGCAUUUAUUCCAGAUCACAGUUUUGAGAUAAAGUUUAAUAAAAAAUCUUCUCACCCCCUCACUCACUCACACACACACACACACACACACACACACAGAAUGAAAGCCUGCUCCCCUUCAGCAGCGCACAGACCUGCAGGACAGAACCUGGUGUUUAACAUGUAUCUCUCAGAUCCGACAGAAAAUUUACUGAAGGAAAGUAAAAGUUCGUCUUGGAGUCCCAUCAAUGCAGGAGUACAGAAAGGAAGUGGUCAGAUCCAGCUGUGGCAGUUUCUCCUGGAGCUCCUGUCGGAUAGCUCCAACGUGUCGUGUAUAGCAUGGGAGGGAGCGAGCGGUGAGUUUAAGCUGACCGACCCAGACGAGGUGGCCCGACGCUGGGGGGCGCGUAAGAGCAAACCCAACAUGAACUACGACAAGCUGAGCCGCGCUCUGCGCUACUACUAUGACAAGAACAUCAUGAGCAAAGUUCACGGCAAGCGCUACGCCUACAGGUUCGACUUCCGGGGUCUGGCGCAGGCCUGCCAGCCAACUUCCUCUUCCGCUUCCUCCUCCUCUUCCUCCGAGGCCCUUUACACACUCCACACCAACUUCACCUCCAUUCCAUUCUCAGGAAUCUCCAAGCUGAACCUGGUGGCUCCCGGCGUCGGUCCUCACGGCUUUCCGUACUGGACCGGAUCCGGACCCACACUGUACCCGGGUCAUGGCCUGCAGCCGCCUACGCAUUUCAGUGCGGCGCACAUCAGCUGCGUGAACAACAUCAACCACCUCAACAACAUAAACAAUCACUAUAACUGAGUGGGCAGAGCCAUGUGGGUGUCGGAAUUUUCCAGAAAAGGCUGGUCAAGGUGACUGGAUUUGUAGCUAAUCUUAAAAAACUCUCCAUGUCGCUGAUCUUCUCCGAGUACAAUAACAAAUCCGCUCACUUUGACUCGCGGUACCUCUGUGCUAACAGAUUUCUAACCCGGGCCUCUGUAAACAGAGUUAGCAUAAACUCUGAAUAUCGGCUAACUGCAAAUCCAACCACAGAGUCACAGACUUUGUGAACAAUUAGCUGUUAUAAGUUGCGGGAUCAUUAUUUAGCAGAGUAAUUAGUAUUAAAUCUGUAAAUAAUUUGCAGGAUGUGUCGUAGCCUAGUGUGGCAAUGAUGCCAUUUUGGAUAUAGCAACAAGCUAGUGAGCUAAACAAUGUAAACAACAACACAAGUGCUGGCUAGCUCAGCUGGAAUGUAAUUAUAAAAGCCUGAUGCACAUGUGUGUGAACAAUAUUAACCAGAAAACAUUCAUAAAAAAAACAAAACAAAACAACAAUCUGUCUUUAUUAGCAACUUUUAUCGCUAAGCAUUUUUAGACAGUUGCAUGCUAAUGAAUGUAGCCUGGUCACAAACAAUAAAGAUGUUGCUAUAGUAAGAUUUCCAGGUUUUUUUGUAGCAUGUUGCACUGAUAUUAGGAUGAGGGGCCUGGCUGUUGAAUCAGGAUGAAUUAAAUCUGGAACAAAUGAAGAACUGUAAAUAAAUGAAGCUCUAAAGCUGAUGUUCUGCUGCUGCUUCUCAC
Molecule: messenger RNA, 2066 nt
Organism: Hemibagrus wyckioides
Lineage: Eukaryota; Metazoa; Chordata; Actinopteri; Siluriformes; Bagridae
Gene: fev
Product: FEV transcription factor, ETS family member
Exons: 3
Coding region: 616-1311 (231 amino acids)
Biological process (GO): regulation of transcription by RNA polymerase II; cell differentiation
Cellular component (GO): nucleus
Molecular function (GO): sequence-specific DNA binding; DNA-binding transcription factor activity, RNA polymerase II-specific
Source: RefSeq, a predicted model, not a curated record